GUGCGUGGCAGCCACCGCCGGCCCCGACGCGAAGUUUCCAGUCCAGCGAGGGCAGCCGCCGCGUCUGUCGAUCUUCCGCAGACCCCGGCCAUGCGACCGCUGCUGCUCCUGGCCCCUCUCGGCUGGCUGCUCCUGGCCACUCUGGGCUGGCUGCUCCUGGUGGACGCGAAGGGCGACGCCAAACCGGAGGAUAACCUUUUAGUCCUCACUGUGGCCACAAAGGAGACGGAGGGCUUCCGCCGCUUCAAGCGCUCAGCACAGUUUUUCAACUACAAGAUCCAGGCACUGGGCCUGGGAGAGGACUGGGACAUGGAGAGGGGGACGACAGCAGGUGGAGGACAGAAGGUCCGGCUGCUGAAGAAGGCGCUGGAGAAGCACGCCGACAAGGAAGACCUGGUCAUUCUCUUCACAGACAGCUAUGACGUGGUGUUUGCCUCGGGGCCCCGGGAGCUCUUGAAGAAGUUCCGGCAGGCGAAGAGCCGUGUGGUCUUCUCGGCAGAGGACCUCAUCUACCCCGACCGCAGGCUGGAGGCCAAGUAUCCCACAGUGGCUGAUGGCAAGAGAUUCCUGGGCUCCGGAGGCUUCAUUGGCUACGCCCCCAACCUCAGUAAACUGGUGGCCGAGUGGGAGGGCCAGGACAGCGACAGCGACCAGCUCUUUUAUACCAAGAUCUUCUUGGACCCAGAGAAGAGGGAUCAGAUCAAUAUUUCCUUGGACCACCGCUGCCGCAUCUUCCAGAACCUAGAUGGAUCCUUGGAUGAGGUUGUGCUCAAGUUUGAAAUGGGCCACGUGCGAGCACGGAACCUGGCGUACGACACCCUUCCAGUCCUGAUCCACGGCAAUGGGCCCACCAAGCUGCAGCUAAACUACCUGGGCAACUACAUCCCGCGCUUCUGGACCUUUGAGACGGGCUGCACCGUGUGUGAUGAGGGUUUGCGCAGCCUCAAGGGCUUUGGGGACGAAGCUCUGCCCCCGGUCCUGGUUGGCGUGUUCAUCGAGCAGCCCACGCCAUUCCUAUCCCUGUUCUUCCAGCGGCUUCUGCGCCUGCACUAUCCCCGGAGUCAGAUGCGGCUUUUCAUUCACAACCACGAGCAGCACCACAAGGCGCAGGUGGAGCAGUUCCUGGCCGAGCACGGUGGUGAGUACCAGUCCGUGAAGCUGGUGGGCCCCGAGGUACGGAUGGCGAAUGCCAACGCCAGGAACCAGGGCGCAGACCUGUGCCGACAGGACCACACCUGUACCUACUACUUUAGUGUGGAUGCCAAUGUGGCCCUGACUGAACCCGACAGCCUGCGGCUGCUGAUCGAGCAGAACAAGAAUGUCAUCGCCCCACUCCUGACACGCCACGGAAGGCUGUGGUCGAACUUCUGGGGUGCACUGAGUGCAGAUGGCUACUACGCCCGCUCUGAGGACUAUGUGGACAUUGUGCAAGGGCGCCGUGUGGGCGUCUGGAAUGUGCCCUACAUCUCCAACGUCUACUUGAUCAAGGGCAGCAUCCUUCGGGCAGAGCUGCAGCGCCCAGACCUGUUCCACCACAGGAAGCUGGACCCGGACAUGGCUUUCUGUGCCAACAUCCGGCAGCAGGAGGUGUUCAUGUUCCUGACCAACCGGCACAGCUUUGGCCAUCUACUGUCCUUAGACAGCUACCAGACCACCCACCUCCACAACGACCUCUGGGAGGUCUUCAGCAACCCUGAGGACUGGAAGGAAAAAUACAUCCAUGAGAACUACACCAAGGCCCUGGCAGGGAAGCUGGUGGAGACGGUAAAGAUGGCGGUGGCCCAGGAGCAAAACUGGGACUCACAUUCCCUCCUUGGUUGGGGCCGUACGAGGCAGGGCCUGUGUCUCAGGCGCAGGAGUCUGGGGGGCCAUCUUAGCCCUUGCUGUGGUCACUUCCAGGACAAUCGCAUUCAGGGUGGCUAUGAAAAUGUGCCGACCAUCGACAUCCACAUGAACCAGAUCAGCUUCGAGCGGGAGUGGCACAAGUUCCUGGUGGAGUACAUCGCCCCCAUGACGGAGAAGCUGUACCCCGGCUACUACACCAGGGCGCAAUUCGACUUGGCCUUUGUCGUCCGCUACAAGCCAGACGAGCAGCCCUCACUGAUGCCCCACCAUGAUGCCUCCACCUUCACUGUCAACAUCGCCCUCAACCGGGUUGGGGAGGAUUAUGAGGGCGGGGGCUGUCGGUUCCUGCGCUACAAUUGCUCCGUCCGAGCCCCUCGGAAGGGCUGGGCUCUCAUGCACCCUGGGCGGCUCACGCACUACCACGAGGGGCUCCCCACCACUAGGGGCACCCGCUACAUCGCCGUCUCCUUUGUGGACCCCUAACUGGCUACACGCGUGACCCUGGACCUUUCCUCUUUGUGGACAACCACUCGCCAGCAGCCCCUGAGGCCUCAGGGCCCCGGCCUUGCUGGUGCAGCUUCGGGGCCCUUGACUUCUGUUGCUCAGUCCUGCCACUGGGGGGACUGAGCCAGGCCAACAAGAGCAGCCUGGGCCUUUUGUGGUGCUCCAGGGCCAGCCCCGGGGGCCAUGGAUCACUUUCACACUUUAAGUGACUUGUCAUCCCCUCAAACACCCUGCACCCUCUUCCUCCCAUUCUUCUAUGGGCAUGACUUGAACAGAACAGGGCUGAGUGCAGUGGCCCCUUGGGGUUCUGCCUCCAGCUUUGGGGCAAUGCAGAGCCCUGGUUGAGUGCAGGUUUCUGCCCUGAGCCCUGGGCUGCUGAAGCCCCUUUCUUCAGGCUCCAUCUUGAGAAAACCGCUUGUCCCUGGAGAUGGUGACUCAAAACCUCCUCGAGGUCAGUGAAGGCAUCACUGCGGCAGCUCGGAUGAAGAGAGCAAGACAUCCGUACUGCACUGGGUCACUGUCCCAAUGCCUCUGGGGAGAGGGACAGUCAGAAUCAGGAGAGUUCUAUUAAAGGUGUUCAAACCACA
Octodon degus (degu) is the source of this 2936-nucleotide messenger RNA. RefSeq names its product procollagen-lysine,2-oxoglutarate 5-dioxygenase 1 (gene Plod1). Bases 91 to 2328 code for a protein of 745 amino acids. The transcript has 18 exons. Gene Ontology annotation, molecular function: iron ion binding; procollagen-lysine 5-dioxygenase activity; L-ascorbic acid binding. NCBI's taxonomy places the organism in Eukaryota, Metazoa, Chordata, Mammalia, Rodentia, Octodontidae. Gene Ontology annotation, biological process: peptidyl-lysine hydroxylation. Gene Ontology annotation, cellular component: endoplasmic reticulum. The record is from RefSeq and is a predicted model, not a curated record.